Messenger RNA from Aedes albopictus (Asian tiger mosquito), 2574 nucleotides. RefSeq lists its product as uncharacterized. NCBI's taxonomy places the organism in Eukaryota, Metazoa, Arthropoda, Insecta, Diptera, Culicidae. The transcript has 3 exons. Gene Ontology annotation, molecular function: metalloendopeptidase activity. Gene Ontology annotation, biological process: proteolysis. The record is from RefSeq and is a predicted model, not a curated record. The coding region runs from base 258 to 2477 and encodes 739 amino acids.
CAGCUGUCAGCCGACGAACCACGAAAAGCGAAAAGUUGUUACGCGAGACCGGAACGGGGACCGCAAGAGCCGAAAACGCGACAAGAAAAGUGGUGAUUAGGCGGAGGAAUCGGACGUAAUUUUUCGGGGCGCGUGAGGGACAAACGUAAGUACGCAAUAAAAUAUCGAGCCGACUAGGUUGAGGGUGGCGCCGCUUGAGAUGAGAUUUAUUUGAAGCCCGCGGGAGAACAACAAGAAAGCACGAUACCUUUACGACGAUGGCAGUUUCGUUCUGCGGAAAGCGGAUUCUGUUGACCCGGUCCAACCUGCUGGCCAACCAGAAGCGACAUGGUUAUAUCGUACUAGUACCGGAGAUUGGGGAGGAUCUUCCGGAGAGAAAUCCCUUGGCCAAAUCCGAGAAUGGUUUACCGGAGUUCAACAGCGUAACGAUCGAAAAGUGCGUCGGAGCGAUUGGCCAGCAGGCGAUUGCCGUGGAGAAGGGGGUUAAAGCUAUUGAAGGGAAAAUCACAGCGGAUGGAGGUGGUCCAUUGGACGUGAUUAAGGAUGUCAUUCUGCCGCUGGAGACGGUAGGGGCUUCGUUGGAGACGACCUGGGGAGUGGCCAAAACGCUGUAUUUGGGAAACAGCUCGAAGAUGCCGACCAAGAGCUACUUGACCAUUCACGAAAGAGCCCGCGGAGCGAGAAGGUGCAAGUUCAACAGUCUGCCAAUUUAUGGCGCCCUGAAGGAAGCCAACAAGAAUCAGAAGUUUCCGCAGGAAGAAAGCAGAUUGAUCAGCAAGUACCUUCUGGAGUCUAAGCUGAACGGAAUCAAGGUGGAAGGAUCGGCCAAGCAGGAACUCAAAGAAGUACUGGAAAAGUUAACCCAGGAGCGGUCCAAGUUCCAUGGAAAGUGUGAAGUGGCCGUGAAGAAGUUUUCCCAUGUGAUUAAAGAUCCGGCUUUGAUGCAGGAGUUUCCCCCAACGUUGCUCCAGGCUUUGGCUGUGGAUCAAUCCCAGGUUAUCAAGGGGCCCUGGAAGGUGACCCUGCAGCCGUACGUGGUUCAGAAGUUUUUGGAAUACUGCCCGGAUAGGACUCACCGGUGGAAUUUGUGGCAGGCGGACACGAGGAAGUGCUCGAAUCACACGGACAAGUCACUGGAGAACAGUACGCACCUGGAGCAGAUUCGAGGGUUAAGGAAGCGCCAGGCAAAGUUGCUGGGGUACGAAAACUAUGCGGACAUGUCCAUGGAGACGAAGAUGGUCGGUUCAGUGGACGCACUGAGAGGGACUAUGGCGGAGUUGCUUCAGUACGCAAGACCGGCGUUGGAGAGUGAGAUGGCCUCCUUGGAGGAGUUUGCCGUAGAUCACGGAUUCAAGGCCAAGCUGGACCUCUACGAUGUGCCGUACUGGAAGCGAAGGCAGCUAAUUGAGUGCCAUGAUUUUGACAAGGAAGCGCUGAGAGAAUACUUCCCGAUGCCGAAGGUUUUGAGUGGGCUGUUCAAGCUGGCCGAGUCGAUGUUUGACAUCCGGAUUGUGGAACGGACCGGCGUGGAUACUUGGCACGAGGAUGUUAAGUUCUUCGACAUCUUCAAUGGAAGCAAAGGCACCGAGCCGAUUGCCGGAUUCUACACCGAUUUAUACUCUCGCGAGGAGGAGAAGAUAUCCGUGGCCGGUAAUUCCGGAUGGAUGGUCGGAAUUGUGAACAAGAGCACCGUCGCCGGAGACAAUCCGUUGGCAGCUCUGAUCUGCAAUUUCCCAGCUCCUUUGUACGGAAAACCUUCGCUGUUGUCUUUGGACGAUGUAAACAUCUUGUUCCACAAAUUUGGUCACGCCCUGCAACAUCUACUGACCGAGAUGCCCUACAGCGAACUGGCUGGCCUUUCCAACGUCGAAUGGGAUGCCGUUGAAAUCUCGGGACACGUCCUGACCCAUCUGCUGUACGAUCCGGAUGUUCUUCGCUCAAUCAGUUCCCACUACGGCACGGAACAACCCCUUCCAGACGAAUGCAUCGCAGCCAUCCAGAAAAACCAGAAACACCUGGCCGGUUACAGCCUAUGUAGGGAGCUAUACUUCUCCCAUCUGGAUCUUGACCUGCACCUCACAUCCGAUUACUGGUGGGACAUCGUCAAGAACCUAUACCCGCAGUUCCAUACCUUCCCGUUGGACAAAAAAGACGCCCAUCCCUGCUCAAUGACCACCAUCUUCUCCGGUGACUGGGGAGCGGCCUACUUCAGCCGGCUCUGGUCCCGAAUGGUCGCCGCGGACGUUUACAGUGCCUUCGUGGAGGCCAAAUCCAAAGGCCAGCAGUCGGAUGCCGGCCGAAGAUUCCGUGAAACGUUCCUUGCCCUGGGCGGUGGAUGCCAUCCGUCGGAAGUGUUCCGUCAGUUCCGGGGACGCGAUCCAUCACCCAAGGCUCUGCUGCAGAACCUGGGCAUCUACAAGCCGAUUCAUUCGACGACCACGACUGCUGGUAGUCCGAGCCCUAGUGGAAGCGAGUGAACAAAAAAAAAAAGAAACGAUUGUUGUUAAAACUUUUACUUGAGUGUUGUUGAACGGAAACAGUCAAUAUAAGAUUUAUUGUAUGGUUCAAACCGCA